AAAAAUCAAUUUGAUUGGCCACAGGAAACGUAUUUUGGCAUCUCUGGGAGACAGGCUGCACGACGAUCCACCACAGAAGCCCCCUCGGUCCAUCACCCUCAGGGAUCCCAGUGGUAAUCACACUCCUCCUCAGUUGUCUCCAUCACUUAGCCAAAGCACUUACACCACUGGUGGCUCCCUAGACGUUCCUCACAUUAUCAUGCAGGGCGAUGCAAGGAGGAGAAGAAAUGAAAACUACUUUGAUGAUAUUCCCCGAUCAAAACUGGAGAGGCAGAUGGCCCAGACAGGAGACUGGGGAGAACCUUCCAUUACCUUGCGACCUCCAAAUGAAGCCACAGCCUCCACUCCAGUACAGUACUGGCAACACCACCCAGAAAAGCUCAUCUUCCAAUCGUGUGAUUACAAAGCUUUUUAUUUAGGUUCUAUGCUGAUAAAAGAGCUCAGAGGGACAGAAUCAACCCAAGAUGCCUGUGCAAAAAUGAGGGCUAACUGUCAGAAGUCUACAGAGCAAAUGAAGAAGGUCCCCACUAUUAUUCUUUCAGUCUCUUAUAAAGGAGUCAAAUUCAUUGAUGCAACAAAUAAGAACAUAAUUGCCGAGCAUGAAAUUCGUAAUAUCUCCUGUGCUGCCCAGGACCCAGAAGACCUCUCAACAUUUGCUUAUAUCACAAAAGAUUUGAAGUCCAAUCACCACUACUGUCAUGUGUUUACUGCCUUCGAUGUGAAUUUAGCCUACGAAAUCAUCCUAACACUGGGACAGGCAUUUGAAGUCGCCUACCAGCUUGCACUACAAGCAAGAAAAGGGGGGCAUUCCUCUACACUUCCAGAAAGCUUUGAAAACAAACCCUCCAAACCCAUCCCCAAGCCCCGUGUCAGCAUUCGCAAAUCAGUGCAGAUCGACCCCUCUGAACAAAAGACUCUGGCCAAUCUGCCGUGGAUUGUGGAGCCAGGACAAGAAGCCAAGAGAGGAAUUAAUACCAAGUAUGAAACCACAAUUUUCUGAUACUCACCAUCCU
Molecule: messenger RNA, 1013 nt
Organism: Panthera uncia (snow leopard)
Lineage: Eukaryota; Metazoa; Chordata; Mammalia; Carnivora; Felidae
Product: ankyrin repeat and sterile alpha motif domain-containing protein 1B-like
Exons: 9
Coding region: 200-1000 (266 amino acids)
Cellular component (GO): cytosol
Source: RefSeq, a predicted model, not a curated record